Molecule: messenger RNA, 1685 nt
Organism: Calliphora vicina (urban bluebottle blowfly)
Lineage: Eukaryota; Metazoa; Arthropoda; Insecta; Diptera; Calliphoridae
Product: zinc finger protein 39-like
Exons: 5
Coding region: 152-1354 (400 amino acids)
Biological process (GO): regulation of DNA-templated transcription
Cellular component (GO): nucleus
Molecular function (GO): RNA polymerase II cis-regulatory region sequence-specific DNA binding; zinc ion binding; DNA-binding transcription factor activity, RNA polymerase II-specific
Source: RefSeq, a predicted model, not a curated record
CGUAAAAAUCAUCGUCUGAAUUGUUUGAUAUUUUGUUUAUUUUUAAGUAAAUUUCACUUAGUGCUAGUAAAGACACAAUUUUGUUAGAUUUUUUUUUAUCAAAUUACAGUUUUUAUUUAAUUUAAAUCAAAGAAUAAACAUUUCAAUCGUAAUGAGUUCGGAGAAUACAAAUGAAAAUCCAUGUCGAAUUUGUUUAAAAACGAAUGUAUUUUUCGAUUGGACUGAAGCAAUUUUUGAAUUUUCUGGUCCAUCCUACAAAGAAUGCUACUACCAGUACACCCAUCUACAGGAGCAUGAUGAAGAUGUCUAUACACAAAUGCUAUGCCUGGAUUGUGGCAACUGUUUAAGAAAUACAUAUCAGUUAGUGGGAAAAGCGUUAGAAUCAGAUAUAAAGCUAAAGGAAAUGAAAACAGAAAUUACAGAAAAAUCAAAUGAUCCACUGGAAUACGUAAAAGAACGCGAAUCAAAAUAUUUGUUUAACCCUAAUACGGAAGCGGCGUUAAAUACAAAUGCUGAAAUUCAGGAACUAGACAAAUCAUUAACGGAGGCUACAAUUUUGGUUACCCAGUCAGAUGAGGAGAUACUGAAUGAUGAUUUCACAGACAUUCAGGACUCCGAUUCAAAGUAUGAAUCAGAUGACAACAACAGUUCGAUGUCAAAUAAUAGUAAGCUCCGUUCAGAUAAGGUAGAUGUAACGCGUCAGCCUUUAUUAUGUGCUUACUGUUCAAGAAUAUUUUACUCCCGCACUCAUUUAACUAAUCAUGAAAAAACGCACGACCGAAAUCGGGAACGUACCGAAAGUUGCCCUAUUUGCGGUUUACAAUUUUUUAAUAAAAUGGCAGUAAAAUCUCACAUGCCAGUGCACGAUGAAAAUAGAGUACGCAACUACAAAUGUGAAUUUUGUAUUAAAGCAUUUUUUAGUCGUGGGGGACUUAAUAUUCACCGACGUAUUCAUUUGGGCCAAAUGAUUAAAUGUAAUUUUUGUUCUAAAGAAUUCUUUCGUCAAAAUGAUUUAGAACGUCACAUGCAAUCUCAUGAAGUUUCGCCCUUAACUGCGAAUACUGAAAAAUCGUCGAAAGUUAGAGCAAAAUAUUUUAUGGAAUGUAAAACAUGUGAACGUAAAAUCAAUAAGAGUUGCUGGGAAACUCAUAAAGCAAAGCAUUUGAAUCAACCUCUACUGCAAUGUGGUAUUUGCAACAAAACCUAUUACACUCGUAAAGCACUUUGUCUUCAUAUAAAAAAGAUUCACGAUGUUUCGGGAGAAGAAUAUGAUAAGGCUUUUAUUGUAAUAAAUAAAAAAUUCAAACCACGACAUUCAAGUUUAAUGAAAAAGCAAAACAUAACAAUUGAAUAAUGUUUUCAAAUACGUAUACAUAUAUGAACAUGUACAUAUUUCAUCCAUUAUUGUUAUCAUAAGUAUAAAAAUCAUCACAACAACUAAAUCUGAAGUGCAUUAAAUUCUGAUGAAGAACCGAUGAAUUUAACAUUAGCGUCCCAGCAAAAAAUUCCAUGACAUAAGUGGUUCGAUUUAGGAGAAUCAUGCAUGAUUUUAACAUUAGCGUGUCAUUAGAGAUCAUGUGUUUAUGCGAGUAUUUAAAUAUACAACAGCUCUCCCUCCAGCAAAAAUUCUUUUAGAAUUUGUUUGGCUCUUUGUUCUAACUAUAUACAAUUUAUUUAAUUUUAUU